Molecule: messenger RNA, 2884 nt
Organism: Dinoponera quadriceps
Lineage: Eukaryota; Metazoa; Arthropoda; Insecta; Hymenoptera; Formicidae
Product: zinc finger and BTB domain-containing protein 49-like
Exons: 4
Coding region: 386-1669 (427 amino acids)
Biological process (GO): regulation of transcription by RNA polymerase II
Molecular function (GO): RNA polymerase II cis-regulatory region sequence-specific DNA binding; DNA-binding transcription factor activity
Source: RefSeq, a predicted model, not a curated record
CGUCGCUUGCGCGUGAUCAAAUCGAAAGGGGGCAAAAGCUGCCGUCGUUCAUCCGCGCGGUGCGCCCUUGGCGUGGGGCCGUCGGGCUAGCGAGUGUGUCAAACGUGAACGGCGGCGUGUGUGAGCGACGUUACAAAGGAAGCCGGCGUACCCCCCCCGUACUCAUUGUGACAGACGCUAGUCGACGCGGUGGUGGUGGCGUGUUUGUCUACCGGCACGUCUCUCUCUCUCUCUCUCUCCCCGGUAUCCUCUUGUGCGCGAGAAAAAUCGGCUCCCGCGCUCGCUGUCGUAUCACGGAGAUCCCCCUCCGAGGAAAGGAUCCGGUACGGCGAAGAAACAUGGGGAGAGGGACAUCGUUGUAUAUGAGUUCUAUUGACGGUCUGCAAUGAAUUUCUCGCCGUUUGGAGGCCACUUUCCUACCACAAUACCGAGUAUCCAUCAGUUCGCGACCGACAGUUCCAGCGGUGCAGGCGCGCGCUACGCCAAUCAUUUUCCCAACCAGCCUCCGAUCGGAGUGCCGGUGAUGGGAAAGUACCGUCCUGAGAACAACGCCGUACAAUCUGCUCAGUCGCAAGUGAUGAUGAACAACAAAGCCAGCUAUCCCAGUAGUAAUGUUCACCAUUAUUCAAACGUGCCAUACUCUCAGGCUCAAUCUGUUCAACAACGGCCCACCAACUCGCCUGGAAUGCAGGAGAAACGUUCGUAUCAUCAGCAAUCCACAGAAACCAUAAAUCAGCAAGAUGUUUGCAAUCUUCUUCAAGACAAGGACAAGAACAAGGAGAAGAAAGCCGAGGAACAACAACGCAACGGAGAGACAACUGCCACAAACGGUGCUCAGCAGGAUUACACAAUGCACCAACAUCAACAGCACGCGCACACUCAAACACCAGCUACUAUGCCCGCUACAUGGCAAUCGCUCGCCACUCCCGGAUCUACCGUAGCUGACUAUCUCAGUCACUUGCCGGCCAGUACUUUACCGUUGAGCUUGCACCACUUUCUCAAGUAUUCCGCCGAAAGUAUCAAGAAAGAGUCCGAAAUGGCGCAAACGACCUCGGUGGCGGUGGCCACCACAACGACGCCUAAUAUAAUGAUGUCACCGAACAAUAAGAAAAAGAAAAAGAAGAAGACGCCGAAGGAGAAGAAGCCACGUCCGAAACCCGGCGAGAUUCGUCUGACGACGGCGCUGGACGGCUCGACGUUAUACUGCUGCCCCGAGUGUCACAUGGCGUAUCCGGAACGAGAAUUGUUGGAACAGCACCUGUUGGGCCACACCCUGGAGAGAAGAUUCGUUUGUGACAUAUGCGGCGCCGGUCUAAAGCGGAAGGACCAUCUAACGCGUCACAAACAAAGCCACAAUCCCGAGCGGCCUUACGUUUGCACCGUCUGCUUGAAGGCUUUUAAGAGAAAGGAGCAGCUGACGUUACACUUUGUAAUACAUUCCGGUGAGAAACGGCACGUGUGCACGGAAUGCGGUAAGGGAUUCUACCGGAAGGAUCAUUUACGGAAGCACACUAGAAGUCACAUCGCGAGAAGAGUGAAGGCGGAACUGAGUCAGAACGCUGGUACGCAACAGAAUCAACAACAAAAUAAUGUUUCGAAUAUGCAAACGACUACCGUAUCAACGUCGUCCGUUCUUCCGGGUGGGCACCCGGGUCCCCUCCUGUCCUGAGCCCCGCCACCAGGGAACUUCCAGGUUCCCCAUCCGAACAAUAUUCUUCACACGCAUACUACUCAUCAUUCGCUGCAUCAUCAUCAUUUAACGGCGGUCAACGUGGCGCAUCAAUCGACCGUCGCGCCGCUCGCUACAUCCAGUCAUUAUCAGUCGCACGAGCUUAGCUUUUUGGGACACGUUAAAGAUUUCUGAGACGAGGGGAAGACCUCGGCGAAGAGGUAACACCAACACGCUAACUGAUCGUCGUGUCGCCGUCGAUAGGUAGCUUCGACUGACUCAUUCUUUGGAAACUAGUGACUUUUAUAUAUGAAACGUACUCGCAUAUGUGCGUGUGUGCUCCGGAUGAAGCUUCCUAUGUCUCGUCUCUUCAUCCAUGUAACCAUGUGCCAUGUCAUUCCCCCUUUUUUCUUUUUUUCGAGUCUCAACUGUCGCGCGCGCGCGCUCUUAUGUUCGUCCCGUUCGCGACUUUUAUUGCCAGUAUUGUUUCCACCACAGAGUUACACGUAAUAAUACAUAAGGUAUAAAGCAGAGACAUAGAAGCUCCUUAUAGCACAAACAAAAGUACACAUGUGGGAGAGAAUACUAAUUUUCCACGGAAAUAUUCUAGAGUAGACGCGGUUUGACUGUAAGUCAAAGACUCUUGCCAUACGUUGUGUACGAUGAAGAAAAAAAAAAGAUAUUUUUAUGAAAGAUCGGUGUUAAUAUAGAAACUAAGCUGACCGAUGAGAGAGAUAGAGAGAAAGGAAAGGAGAGAGUGUGAAAGUGAGAGAAAAAGAAAAUAAUUGACACUCUUUUUUUAUUUUUCUUUCUUAUAUCAUUGCGUUGGAACGUUAUUCUGUCAUUUUCGCGGUGGUUGUAAAUUUGUUUUGAUUUCUAGUUAAAUGGUAACGAGUGUGCAAAUGUAAAGGAAAUAGGAAUUAUACGAUGCGUAGAGCGAUAUUUCUAAUACGAACGUAGACGAGUCAACCCACCGAUUAGAAAUCGUCAUCUUUUGUUUAUUUUCUGAAAGCAGAUAUUUGCUUGAAAUUUUAGUGCCCGUUUAAAGGAUAAUGUAUAUUAUCAUAAAAUUUUUAAAUACGACUACUAUGCUCUAUGAGACAGAAAAAAAGCGACAAAAGCAUAGCAAUAUUUCGCAGUCGAUAAAAAUUAUAUUUCGUUUCAUUAAAACUUUCUGUUCCUUUUAUAUAUAAAGUUGACAGUAUUUUAUAUUUU